Molecule: messenger RNA, 843 nt
Organism: Vombatus ursinus (common wombat)
Lineage: Eukaryota; Metazoa; Chordata; Mammalia; Diprotodontia; Vombatidae
Gene: ATRAID
Product: all-trans retinoic acid induced differentiation factor
Exons: 7
Coding region: 56-745 (229 amino acids)
Biological process (GO): positive regulation of osteoblast differentiation
Cellular component (GO): intracellular membrane-bounded organelle
Source: RefSeq, a predicted model, not a curated record
GUAGUCUCCGACACGUGAUGACCGACGUCACGCGCUAAGGGAAGAGGGAGAAAAAAUGGCUCCCGCGGGCCUCGGCCAGUCUGUGGGCUGGUUGUCCAGAGCUAUACCCCUUCUCCUGGCUCUGAGCGCUGGAAGGGCCCCGGCGCUGCCCGAGGUAUGCAAAUAUUGUCCAGGGCCUGCACAUGACACAUCAGAGGUUGACCAUUACUGUAAGCAGAGACAAGAAUUAAAACUGAGGGCACGUUGCUGUCUGACCAAACAGGGCACCAUUGUGGGACUAGAUCUUCAGAACUGUUCCCUGAAAGAACUGGACACAUUCCUUGCUGAGGCACAUUCUGCCAUUGUUCUGGACCUACAAGCAAACCCCUUCCUGAAUAUAUCUACCUCAGUCUUCCGUAAUUUCACUGAGCUCCAGACACUGGUGCUGCCAUUGAAAAUUGACUGUCCUGGAGGUUUUUAUGCCUGGGAUAAUAUCACCUGUGGCAAGGACAGCUGUAUCUGCCAUAAGCAAAGAAAUCAGUGCAAUAAUACUGUGGAACCAGCUUUGUGCCCCGAGAAUGCAUAUUGCGUCCCUGAUGGCCCAGGCCUCUUCCAGUGUCUUUGUACUAGUGGCUUCCAUGGCUACAAGUGUCUACGUGAGGGUUCCUUCCCGCUCCUCAUGUUCUCUGGCAUCCUGGGCACUAUCACAUUUUGCAUAUCCAUCUUGCUUUGGGGGACCCAGCUUCGAAAAAUCAAAGCCUCCUGAACCACCUUUCCUUGGACCUAAAAAUCGAAUAAGCUCUUAUGUGGGCGCAACCCAGGAGUGUUCUUGCACCAGUCAGGCCUUGAUCGGGAGUGCAGAGA